AAACUUUUAAUCAACGGCUAUAUUACUUCAUUAUAUUUUUCGUCGCAAACAUCAAAUUUUUUUAAAAAUUGAACUCUCGUCUUAAUCAAAUAAAAAUAGUUAAAACGAAUAUCCGCGAAAGAUCUUAAAAGAAUUUAUCUGAUAUCGCGUAGAAUUACUUUGGUUUAUUUUAAGCGCAUUUUAGUGGACGUAUAUAGUGAACGUCGUAAACGUCGGUGACAUCUAUAAAACAUGCACGAUUACCACGAAGAAUAUACGUGUGUGCGCGCUCUGCGCGUAUACUGCAUUGAGAAUGCGAUUCACUCGCAAAUUAUGUUUAAGUACUCACGGCGGAUCUUUUUAUCGAUUAUAAUUCCUGUUGUUCUCGCACGGAUACAAACCGCUUUAACAAGGCGGAUCGCCGUAUCCUCAUCAUACUUGAGAAUAAAAAUUAUUUGUUCGUUAGAGGAUUACAUUGGAAAGAAUUACACUGGAUGCAAUGCGCUCGUCUGAGUGAUCUAAAUAUAGCCGCAAAAAUUUCUGGCAUAGCCAGAAUGAUGAUAAACAGACGGAACAAAAUGAUGCAUAGCAGUUCUUGGCCCGAUCGAGCACCGCAAACAGUGAAGGUGCGCAUCGAUCCUUUAUCUCGUGCCUUCACUAUUAUUCCAACGAGUCGCGAAACGGUAUAUCUAUUGGAACAAACUGCGCCGCGAUCCGAUUGUCUGGAAGAAGUCAUCCUCCUAGAUCGAUGCGCCCCUAAAGGAAUCGCAUCUGUGAUGAUAAAACAAAGGUUAAUCGACGGGAGACCGUCUAUAAAUAAAAAAUCCACGAGUACCGCUGAAAAUUCAUCAGACGUAAAUAACGAGACGAAAAGCAGAACAAAUUCCAACCAUCCAUUUAUGCCGCGCAGUCUUUCGUCAAUCGAGACCACUGCAAUUCACCAAAACGCUGUCAUUGUGUUAGAAGAAGAUGUUUUCCGAGAUCAAUCGAAAUGUAAAUCAGAUUUUUUCGCGAAAAUUGAUGAAACAAAGAAGACAUUAACACAAGACAUUACAAAAACAUCUUUACUGAAAACAACGUCGGAUAUGACGGAUACGGAUGUUGCAAAGUUAUCUCCGAAAAAUUCACAUGCCCAAGAAGAACCCAUAAAUGCAGCCGCACGACUAACAAAUAAAUCUCCCUCAUUCGCGGAGACUAACGCCUUUGAUGUAAUAGUAAACGUUGCAGAUGAGAGAUUGCACGCAGCCAGCAUCGCGCAAAUAGAUAAUUCACAAACGCGAGAAACGGAUGGGGUGAGGAAGGAAUGUCAGAUUGCCAUUUCGCCCGCAUCCUCACCGAGGCACGCUACGUCAUCACCGCCGCACAUCAAGGUGGACGACUACGACAAUUAUGCGACAUCCGUUUCAUUCUCGUCGAAAGGGAAUCAUCACGCCUGUCUGAAGUGCACGUCCGAACGUCUCCUUCGCUCGCAAAUCGAUCCCUUCCAUUCCCCAUCGCGAUGCAAAAAGAACAACGAUCUGACGGCGGUGAAAGCGCACGGUUUUCGACGCUAUGAUUCGAUCAAACGCGAAAAAAGGGAAGCGCGCGACAACCGUCAAAACAAAGAUAUCUGGUACGCGGGAUGCUUAUUCGGAGAGACGAAAAAUGUGAACGGUAAAAAAUUGGAUCGGCAAAGCAAAGACGAUGGUUUAUUGCCGGCACGACCGCCUAUAGACUUUAAAAAGGAGGCUACUCUCGGACGACAUUAUUAUCCCGAGGGAGGUUGGGGAUACGUCAUUGUCACGUGUUCGGUGCUGGUGCAUUUUAUCGGGGUGGGUCUGCAACUUGCCGCGCCCGGAUGCUGGCAUAUCACCGCCGAGCGAAAGUUUCGACAUCCUCCGCUGCAUAGCGCAGGAUGGCUGGGGGCAAUGUCGACGGGUGUCGCCCUGCUGGUGUCGCCGGUGACGAUAGCGUUUUGCCGAAGAAAAAGUACAAGAGUCACGGCUGUUUUAGGCGGCCUCGUUACCGCGCUCGGCUGCCUCUUCACUUCCUUCGCCUCGCAGUUCCACCAAUUGUUCUUCAGCUACGGCACUGUGGUCGGGAUAGGAGUUGGAAUGACGCGAGACUGCAGCACGCUAAUGGUGGCACAGUAUUUCAAGAGGAAGAGAGAAUUGGUCGAAAUUUUCAUCGUGUCAGGAAGCGGCUUGGGUAUAGCGGUCAUGUCUGCUUUUAUAAAAGGAGCGAUUACUAAAAUCGGAUGGCGACUCGGUCUUCAAGCUGUCACGGGAGUGGUUUUUCUCACUUUCAUUCUUGGCACUUUUUACCGUAGCGCUUCGCUGUACCAUCCCCAACGGAGAGCAAUCUUACAUUUAAAGAAUCAAAAGCGCAAAAUAAAAGAUAAAAACAAGGCCGACGACAGGCCACCAUUUUUCGAUUUUAGCACUUUGAAGAGUAAAACCGUGAGGAUUCUCUUAGUGUCCACCGGAAUUUCGGCGUUUGGGAUCAACACACCGAUAUUUUAUCUGGCGCAUCAAGUCGAGGAGGAAGGUCUCGGGGAUACAGUUGUUUUGCUGCAAGCUUAUCUUGGACUCGCUUGGACUCUCGGCUGCGUAGCAUUCGGUCUUUUAGUUGUUCAUCGCAGCGUCGAAUGCAGGAUAGCCCGCCAAUAUCUCACACAAGCGGCCGUCUUCGUAUGCGGACUCUGCAUUCUCGCUCUCACCGCCGUUCAAGGAAAUUACCACGGAUAUGUUAUGUUUGCGUGGAUUUAUGGUAUCUUCUGCGGUGGCUAUCAUUAUAGCCUCAAGAUGUAUACGUACGAAAGAGUGAGGGCGCGGAAUUUCGCCAGAACAUGGGGUUUUGUCCAAUGCUCUCAAGCGAUACCAAUUGCGAUCGGAGUGCCAAUAUCGGGAUAUAUAAACAUGGGAUGCGGUGGUAAAGCUGGCUACUACUUUAGCUCAACGUGCGUCUUAGUUGGCAGUUUUACCCUCUUCUUCAUCGAUUUACAUAGAAGAAAUUUGUCCAAGCAUAAACACAGAGUUAAUGGUACAAAACACACAUGCGCCUCAGACAAUUGUCCUCAACGACGAAAACCGUCAUUCAGUCAGGAGCCCGAGAACGAAGGACCUCACGUGGCCGCUGCUGGAGCGGCCGGAGCGACAGCCGCAGCAGUCGUUCUAGGAGCUGACAUUGUUCCAGUACAAGGUGAGGCAGUAGACGUUUUAGGAGCGAACAAACCGGAGCUUACAUGCAUCUCGGAGGAAGGUAUCGCCGACAUGGAUUUACCUGAUAAUCUACUAGAGGAUUUCGACUAUAUAGGAGACUGUAUAACCUCGUGUAACAAGGUCGAAAACUAUCUCAUGCUCUCAGAAUUUGAGAAUAAUUUAAUCGCCGAGAUGCCGAUUAUUAUGGAUCGCCGUGGACGCAGAUGGUCCUUGGCGCGAUCCAAGACCGGUCAAUCUAAUUGUGGUCAAACUAGCGGCGUGCAAUCGACAGCUGACGAGGAGGAAGUUAAAUCGAAGUGGCGUUUCACGAAUGUACCGCCUAAUGCUAACACUAGAAUGAUUACUGUCAUCGACGAGGCCAGCGCAUAAUUCCGAGUACGAAUAAUGCAACAUUAUUGAUCUUAAACUUGACAAGAUUGAAAAAAUAAAUCUAAAAUAAUAAAUGUAAAAAAUAUGAUAGAAUUUACAAAUAGAAGAAAACGUGCAUAAUUUAUAGCGUAUUUUUAAAAUGUAAUCUUUUUGUAAAGUACUCAAUCUAAAACUGAAAUUAACACGA
Formica exsecta is the source of this 3735-nucleotide messenger RNA. RefSeq lists its product as uncharacterized. Gene Ontology annotation, biological process: transmembrane transport. The record is from RefSeq and is a predicted model, not a curated record. The transcript has 8 exons. Bases 474 to 3548 code for a protein of 1024 amino acids. Gene Ontology annotation, molecular function: monocarboxylic acid transmembrane transporter activity. NCBI's taxonomy places the organism in Eukaryota, Metazoa, Arthropoda, Insecta, Hymenoptera, Formicidae.